This is a messenger RNA of Syngnathus typhle (broad-nosed pipefish), 3619 nucleotides long. RefSeq names its product atlastin-2-like. The coding region runs from base 78 to 1937 and encodes 619 amino acids. Lineage: Eukaryota; Metazoa; Chordata; Actinopteri; Syngnathiformes; Syngnathidae. Gene Ontology annotation, biological process: endoplasmic reticulum organization; protein homooligomerization. The record is from RefSeq and is a predicted model, not a curated record. The transcript has 14 exons. Gene Ontology annotation, molecular function: GTPase activity; GTP binding.
CCAACAUUUAAGCAUGGAAGUAAGCGUCGGCCCCCACUCGGUUGUGACGUCAGCGGGGCAGUUAGCUCAGACCCAAGAUGGCGGAGGUGCGCGGGCUGAGGAGCAGAGCUCACUUUGAGCCAAACUGUAAAAGCACACGAGCUGAGCAAGGCUCGAGCGGUGUCCAAGAUGUCACCGUGAUUCGACGCAGUCAGAGGAGUGCUCUAGCCAGACCCGAGGACCUGGAUGAUGACUUGCUCCUGGAAAAGAUGAACUCCGACUGGACUCCUUCACCUGAUGAAGGCGUUCAGGAAUUACAGGAAGAGGAAGAGGAGAAGGCCCGGCCGGUGCAGAUCCUGCUGGCCAACAAGGACGAGCACAGCUUUGAGCUGGACUCCGCCGCGCUGGAGAAGAUCCUGCUGCAGGAGCACGUGCGGGACCUCAAUGUGGUGGUGGUGUCGGUUGCUGGCGCCUUCCGCAAGGGCAAGUCCUUCCUGCUGGACUUCAUGCUGCGCUACAUGUACAAUCAGCAAAAAAAGCAGUGGAUCGGCGGUGACGAUGACCCGCUGACCGGUUUCACGUGGAGAGGAGGCUGCGAGAGGGAGACCACCGGAAUUCAAGUCUGGAAUGAAGUCUUUGUGGUGGACAAGCCGGACGGCAGCAAGGUGGCCGUCCUCCUGGUGGACACGCAGGGAGCCUUCGACAGCCAGUCUACCAUUAAGGACUGUGCCACAGUGUUUGCCCUCAGCACGAUGACCAGCUCCGUCCAGGUGUACAAUCUCUCGCAAAACAUUCAGGAAGAUGACCUGCAGCAUCUUCAGCUCUUCACGGAGUACGGCCGCCUGGCCUUGGAAGAGGUCUACUUAAAACCUUUUCAGUCCCUCAUGUUCCUCAUUCGGGAUUGGAGUUUCCCCUACGAGUAUGACUACGGCCUGGAGGGAGGCAACGCUUUCUUGAUGAAGCGCCUGCAGGUGAAACAGAACCAGCACGAGGAGCUGCAGAACGUCCGCAAGCACAUCCGCUCGUGCUUCUCCAACAUCGGCUGCUUCCUGCUGCCUCACCCGGGCCUCAAGGUGUCCACCAAUCUCCACUUUGAUGGCCGACUGAGAGACAUCGACGGGGACUUUAAGCGGCAGCUGUCGCAGCUGGUGCCGCUGCUCCUGGCACCCGAACAACUGGUGGUGAAGGAGAUCGGCGGCAACAAAGUCACAUGUCGAGAUCUUGUGGAGUACUUCAAGGCGUACAUCAAGAUCUAUCAAGGUGAAGAGCUGCCUCAUCCAAAGUCCAUGUUACAGGCAACGGCGGAAGCCAACAACCUGACUGCCGUAGCUGGAGCCAAAGACAUGUACAGCAAGAACAUGGAGCAGGUGUGCGGCGGCGAUAAGCCGUACGUCGCCCCCGCCGACCUGGAGCGCUCCCACGAUGAGUUCCGCGAGCACUCUGUGCGCUACUUCCGCUCGGUGAAGAAAAUGGGCGGCGCCGAUUUCUGCCAGCGCUACCAGAGCCAGCUGGAGGGCGAGCUGGACGAGACCUUCGGAAACUUCUGCAAGCACAACGACGGCAAGAACAUCUUCUACGCGGCGCGCACGCCCGCCACGCUCUUCGCCGUCAUGUUUGUCGCCUACGUGGUGUCGGGCGUAACGGCCUUUGUGGGUCUGAGUACGCUGGCGGCGCUGGCCAAUCUUCUGAUGGGCCUGGCGCUCUUGUCGCUCUGCGCGUGGGCGUACGUCAAGUACUCUGGCGAGUUCCGCGAGGUGGGAACCAUCAUCGACCUGGUGGCAGAGACGCUGUGGGAACAGGUUCUCAAGCCGCUCAGUGAACAUUACAUGGAAGACAGCGUGCGGCAGACGGUGGUCAACUCGCUCAAAGCCAGCCUGACCGAACCUGGCGGCAGUGGCGGUGGCUCGUCCUCUUCGCAGCAGCAGCAGCAGCAAAACGCCAAGUUAAAGACGCACUGAUGCACUUCCCUCAUCAUUAUCAUCAUCAUCAUCAUCACUCUUCCUCAUGUGUUUAGAACUGUGACGAGUAGAUCAACACCAAAGCUUGCAGUGGCCUUUUGCCAAAAGACAAUUUUUCAUCACCAUCCUCAACAAUGGAUGCAAACGCGUUGCCUUGAAAGCACAAAUAUUCCCAACGAGGUCUUCAGGAAACAAAACGGAGGGCAAAUGAGAGUAUUGAAAAGCUGCUGACUUGACGCCUCCAUUGGUUAAGAUGCGUUUGUAACCUUAUGGCUUUGUCAUCAAUGGAAACUGUAUGGGGCAGCCAUUGUGUUUGCAGUUCAGAGCCAAACACCCAUUACGUGGUUUGUAGUCCUGUCCUGCAUGGUGCUCAGAUGGGCAUUUUCAACUCUGCUGCCUUUGGCAACGUUGCACAUAGUGCACGAUCUAACUUUGGCUUUUUCAUAGGAUUACUUAAUUUGGUCCGACUGACAUUUUGACACGAUAAACCAAUUAAAAAUGACACUGAGCAAGCAACUCAGGCUUUAGUUGGCUCUUCGCCUAGGCUCCCCUAAAUUGUACAUAUUGUUUUCAAUAUUUCUUGGCUUAGUCUUCUUUGUCCACUUGUUUUACUAAUUCAUAGAAACUUAAUUUGUUCCAUUGCUGACAUUUUUGACGUGGAUGUGACAUUGAGCAAAUUUAAGGCUUUAGCUGGUUUAGCUUUCAGGCUAAAAGGCUCCUACUCUCCAUGUUGUACGACCCAAACGGACUUUAAUUUGCCUCUUAGUUUAAUUCCAUGUACUUUGUCCAUGGCAUGUUUUGCUAUAAAAAAAAACUUAAUUUGCUCCCUGGCUGACAUUUUAAGCCAAUUAACAUCAAGUGAGUUAAUUGCUUCCGCUUAGGCUAAAAAUGCUUUUCUCAAAGUUGUAUAUUUUCAUGACAACAUAGGUUUAAGAUAAUGCUUCAUCUACUUUAAUAUUUAGGUAAACUACUACUUAACAAUUAUGCUCAUUAUCACGGUUGUCGGUGUUAAUUAUCUAGCCUCCUCGCCUUAUUAUAUGAAACAUCAAAUUUAAAGCUUUAGUAGGCAGGCUAAUAAACUCCCAAAGGUUCUUUUUCUUCAUAGGGUCUUAAUUUGAAAGAUUAAAAUCCCAUACGAGUAAGAUUAAGCAAAUUCAAGGCUUUGGCAGGUUAGUAUAAUUUACAGAAUAAAAUGUUGACCUCGUUAUUUCUGUUUGUGCUAAUCAAGUUAAAGUCCAACCUAGUUAGUUGCAACUUUCUAAAGGAAUAAAGCACAGGUUAUUUUUUCAUUUUUUACCAACGCUGGUUUGUAAUAGUGUUAAAUCAGAAUACUCAAUGUGAAUUUUGCCCUUUACCCGUCGCUCUCCUUCGAUUCUCAGGAGCCAAUAAGCUAGUAGUAGCUUCAUUCAAUCACCUCAAGCGCCAGUUUUGUUACACAUUGAGCCUGCAUGUUAGAUAUUUAAAUAAAGUUAGAAAAUGUUUUAUAGUGAAUCAAGCUUGUGUGUGUGUUUGGCUCAAUUUACCUGUUGUGGUGUUGCUGCUGUAGAAGUAUGAGCAGGUGUUUGAUGACGCCUGAUAAUGUGAUUGGCUGAGUGAGGUUAAAGUGUGAUGCCUGUCCACCUUUUUAAAAUCAUUUUCGGUAAUUUAUUUUUGAAUAAAGUGUUUACCUUGAUUAAAUCCUU